GGGAAGGGUUUUACUGUGAGGGCUUCACUAAAACGGCAUCAGGUCAUCCACACUGGAGAGAGACCGUUCAGCUGUGACUUGUGUGCAAAGUAUUUUUCCUGGAAGGAUUCCCUAAAAAAACACCAGCUCAUCCACAGUGGAGUUAAAGCGUACAGCUGUGAUCAGUGUGGCAGAGCUUUUACUCACAGUAGCCACUUACAGAAGCAUCUAGUUACCCACUCUGGAAUUAAGCCAUACAGCUGUGACGAGUGUGGGAAGGGUUUUACUGUGAGGGCUUCACUAAAACGGCAUCAGGUCAUCCACACUGGAGAGAGACCGUUCAGCUGUGACUUGUGUGGAAAGUCUUUUUCCUUGGAGGGUUCCCUAAAACAACACCAGCUCAUCCACAGUGGAGUUAAAGCGUACAGCUGUGAUCAGUGUGGCAGAGCUUUUACUCAAAGUAGCAGCUUACAGAAGCAUCUAGUUACCCACUCUGGAAUUAAGCCAUACAGCUGUGACAUCUGUGGAAAAACUUUCAGCCAGAGAGAGAGCCGAAAUAUACACCUACGCAUUCACACCAGACAUGAUGUGUACUGCUGUGAACAGUGUGGCAAAGAGUUUACUCAAAGUAGCAGCUUACAGAAGCAUCUAGUUACCCACUCUGGAAUUAAGCCAUACAGCUGUGACGAGUGUGGGAUGGAGUUUACUCUGAAGGCUUCACUAAAACAGCAUCAGGUCAUCCACACUGGAGAGAGACCGUUCAGCUGUGACAUGUGUGGAAAGUCUUUUUCCUUGAAGGGUUCCCUAAAACAACACCAGCUCAUCCACAGUGGAGUUAAAGCGUACACCUGUGAUCAGUGUGGCAGAGCUUUUACUCGCAGUAGCCACUUACAGAGUCAUCUAGUUACCCACUCUGGAAUUAAGCCAUACAGCUGUGACGAGUGUGGGAUGGAGUUUACUCUGAAGGCUUCACUAAAACAGCAUCAGGUCAUCCACACUGGAGAGAGACCGUUCAGCUGUGACAUGUGUGGAAAGUCUUUUUCCUUGAAGGAGUACCUAAAAAAACACCAACUCAUCCACAGUGGAGUUAAAGCGUACAGCUGUGAUCAGUGUGGCAGAGCUUUUACUCAAAGUAGCAGCUUACAGAAGCAUCUAGUUACCCACUCUGGAAUUAAG
Maylandia zebra (zebra mbuna) is the source of this 1155-nucleotide messenger RNA. The record is from RefSeq and is a predicted model, not a curated record. NCBI's taxonomy places the organism in Eukaryota, Metazoa, Chordata, Actinopteri, Cichliformes, Cichlidae.